UUUUUAUGUGCUUGCAGGUGUUCCCCAAUGCAAAAUGCUAGUGGAAAAGGAUUUCUGGAGAUUGUCAAGGUUUUAGUUGACUCUGGGGGCGAUAUCAACCAUAGAGCAGAAAAGGGAAAAACAGCUUUAGAUAUGGCUAAAGAUCGUGGAAACUGGGAAGUUGUCAGAUAUCUUCAACAAGUCUUACAAUUAAGGUUUAAACCAGGAUCACAGCAUUAUGGCAGGAAUUCGGAACAAGAGAGAAAUGAUCGACCGUUAAACAGUGUCCCUGAGGAGUCAGAUUCGUAUAAUGCUGAUCAUCAGACGACUGAUAACAUCAAUACGCAGAAAUAUCACACAGCUGAUAGGGUCCAAGUUCAAGAGAAAUAUCAGACAGCUGAUAGGGUUCAAGAGAGGGUUUUAGAUGAAAUAUUUCAACCUGAAGAAGAUAAAAAGCAAGUGAAGGAAGAGAAAAAAGAAGAAAAAAUGGAAAGAAAGACCCCCCAUGAAAAUAUGAAAACGGUGGACAAGCUAUCACAGGAUGCGGAUGAUAUUAAAAAUGUGUAUAGUAUUAAGAUAAGAGAUAUAGAACAGGAGAUAGAAAAAUGGUUUGUUCAUCUAGAAUCUGUGAAGCAAGAAAGAGACGAAAAGAUUUACGAAAUAGAGGAACAGAUAAAAGCUUUGCUGAUAAUAUAAAAAUUAAACUACGCCAUGUCAAUUUAAAUCUUUAAAUAAAAGCAUAGAAACUGCUGGA
Molecule: messenger RNA, 733 nt
Organism: Eurytemora carolleeae
Lineage: Eukaryota; Metazoa; Arthropoda; Copepoda; Calanoida; Temoridae
Product: DNA topoisomerase 1
Exons: 11
Coding region: 28-675 (215 amino acids)
Molecular function (GO): protein binding
Source: RefSeq, a predicted model, not a curated record